GAAAUUCCAAGCAACAUGCCCGUUGUCCGUGGAACGAACUGUGACUUGGAAUACUUUGUCUCGGGAAAGAAAACCCUCGCCGAUGGGGCCGUCGCACCGGUAAUAACGUUCAUUCACGGAGCGGGGGGCAAUGCGCUCUCCUGGUGGCGCACCACGCCGCACUUUGUCUGCAGUAGCGUCCCCGGUGGCGCCGUCACGCCGGAAAGUGGGCAGCAAACGUAUUUAGUUGAUGAUGAUAUUUCAUCGGCGGCUGUUCUUUCCAUUUUCGAUUUUGUGCAUUGAUCUUUUUCAAUCUCUGUCAACGCAGUGUGUGAGGGAGACAAGCAACGCUAAUCGCGGACCUUCCUAUUAUCACCCAGAUACUACACCAUCUCUGUCUCCAUCCGCGGGUGGGGUGCGUCACGCCUGGACGGCGAGGGCGACGCGAUUCUGGAGAAUUUCAAGCCCCAGCACUACGCCGAUGACCUCCUUGCUAUCCUUGAUGCAGAGAACGUCGGCCAAACCGCCAUCGUGGCACAUUCGUACGGGGGUUUCGUCGGCGUGUUGGCCACCUUUGCCGCCCCGGAAAGGAUAACGUCCUUGGUCCUGGUUUCUACCGCUCUUGGUUUGAAGUUUUCGGACGAAACAGAAUGGAAAUGGUUCGUCGAUUACUUUACGUCGCAGUGCAAAACCAUAGGCAGCUUCACCGAUUUCGACGCCGAUAGGACGCUGGCGGACGUGAAGGAGCGGUUGCUGCUGGUGGAGGAGAAUGAAGAGGAGGAGAACGCGGAAAACAAGGCGGAGUCCAUAUCCUGAGUAAAAACGUACCCACACCAGAGUUGUCAUGCAAAUCUGCAGGCUUAAAAUGUUUCUCAUGCGGAGCCCCAUGAGAAGCAUUUUCUAAUGGUGUUUUGAAAUUUGUCAUGCUCCAAUCAGCAUGAGAGACUAGAUCUGUAAUGCUGCUGAACUAGCUCAAACAGCACUACACUACGCGUCCGAAUUUGUCAUGCGAAACAGCCAAAGCUUGUGGAUUUGUCUAGCCGAUUCCCCAUCUUGACUAUGGGGUGGGUACGUUUUUACAUAGGAUAGUCCAAGGUUUCCUGCGACACGGGCUCUUCGGAUUCCUAUCAAAUGUAAAAAUGUCUGGGUCUGGAAGAGUGCAAACUUGUGAUGCGCAUUUCAGAACACAGAAAAAUCUCCCAUGCAUAGGCAGCAAAAGUUCCCACUUUCUGUCACCAGAGUCAGGGAUUUGUCAUGCGGAUUCGGCAUUGCGGAGGCUUCUCGAAAUCUGUGAUGCUAGAGCUUCCAUGCCAGACCUUCUGUGUCAUGCAGAAGCAGCAUGACUCUUCCAGACCCAGACACUUUUACAUUUGAUAAUUCCACUGCGGAAACCAUGCCCGCCGAGCCUCCCCCGCGCCGCCGCCGCCGCCCGGGGAACAAAUUUGCGGCCGUUUGCAGUCAGUACCGGUCGGCGCCGCGGGAUGCGCGCAUGGCGGAGGGGGUCCGGAUGUGGAUCAAGAAAGAUCCGGAAAUGAUGCAUUUCCGCAUGCUGCUAUCCGCAGCAAGCGCGCAGAUCGAUGUGAUGGAAGUUCUGAAGCCGCCGAAAACUUUGGAUCUGCUGAUGGGUCCGGUCUUCGAAAACUCCAUACCUGUCGACGAUUUUCGGGCAAGGAUAAAUUCGGUGUUAUUGACCGAGCCGGUAAGGAUACACGUAAUCUGCGCCGAGGACGACACGGUGUUGCCGUGGGAGUGGAGCGCCUUGCUCGCGACACGGGUGGGCGCGGAAAGCUUGAAGGUCUUUCCGACCGGGAAGGGCGACCACUCCGUAAUGCUGUUUUCUCCCAAGGAAUUUUGCAAAGCCGUGCGGGAAGCGCUGGAAUCCUGAGGGCUUGGUUCAAUUGAGGUAUCCAGUUCCAGAUCCACGUUGUACACAGAAAUAAAUGUCGUUGGGCUUUGGCUUUUGCCUCUUCGCUUGCGAAGCAAAUAGAAACACAGAAUGACAGAGUGGUUUGGUGGACGUGCGACGUGAUGGUGCAAUUUGG
Molecule: messenger RNA, 2021 nt
Organism: Amoebophrya sp. A120
Lineage: Eukaryota; Dinophyceae; Syndiniales; Amoebophryaceae
Source: the annotation of a GenBank genome assembly